AUGUCUCAAGUUCGCAAACGCCGGGCGACCAACGCCGACCCCUCCUCAUCCCGACGCCAACGACCACGCAGCGACUCCGCCUCCCCAGCAGCAGACAUGUCUGACAGCGACAGCGACAAUGGCGCACCAUCCAGUCUAGACGCCAUGGUCAAAAAGAUGGUGCGCCUUGCACUGGCGAGCGAGUACUCGCGACUACCCAUCCGGCGCACGGAUAUCAGUACCAAGGUACUUGGUGAACAGGGUACUCGACAGUUCAAGGCGGUCUUUGAGGCGGCGCAGAAGCUGUUGCGGAGUAAAUUUGGCAUGGAGAUGGUUGAGUUGCCCGCGAGGGAGAAGGUGACUAUAGGGCAGCGGCGGGCCGCCCAAAAAUCUGAAAAACCAUCCAGUAGCACCAAAUCCUGGAUCCUCACUACCACUCUCCCCACCGCAUACCGCACACCCGCCAUCAUCCCGCCCACACGCGCACCCUCCACCACCACCGAAAGCACCUACACCGCACUAUACAGCUUUAUCAUCGCCGUAAUCUCGCUAAACGGCGGUUCAUUGGGUGAGCAGAAACUCACGCGGUACCUGCGCCGCAUGAACGCGGAGGACUACACGCCCAUUGACAAGACGGAUAAAUUGCUCGCGCGGCUGUGUAAGGAGGGGUAUCUCGUGCGGACGAAGGAGUCGGAUGGUAACGAGGAGAUUGUUGAGUUUAUGGUUGGGCCGAGGGGGAAAGUUGAGGUUGGGAGUUCGGGGGUGGCGGGUCUUGUGCGGGAGGUUUAUGGGCGUGGACGGGGUGCUGGUGCUGGUGCUGGGGAGGAGGGAUCUACGCAGUUGGAGCGUGAGAUGAGGGCGGAGUUUGAAGAGAGACUUCGACGCAGUUUGGGGAUUGUGGGUGUGCGUGAGCACGAGGAGGAGGAGGAGGAGGAGGAAGACGAGGAGCAUCGGGAGGAAGAGCGUACGGUUAAUGGCCGUGGUGGUGCUGGAGAAGCAGUUCGAAGUGCGAGGACGAGUGGAGCACCGAGACGGUCUUCGAGGAGGGCUACUACUGCACACGAGUCUGAGGCUGAGUCUUCCAGUGAGGAAUCAGACACGGAGGAUUCGGUCAAGUAUGAGAGCGAUUGA
Molecule: messenger RNA, 1110 nt
Organism: Penicillium daleae
Lineage: Eukaryota; Fungi; Ascomycota; Eurotiomycetes; Eurotiales; Aspergillaceae
Product: MAGE domain-containing protein
Exons: 3
Coding region: 1-1110 (369 amino acids)
Biological process (GO): DNA repair
Cellular component (GO): nucleus
Source: RefSeq, a predicted model, not a curated record